Scutellospora calospora is the source of this 357-nucleotide messenger RNA. The record is from the annotation of a GenBank genome assembly. NCBI's taxonomy places the organism in Eukaryota, Fungi, Glomeromycota, Glomeromycetes, Diversisporales, Gigasporaceae.
AUGGAAUCAGUAAAAGACGAUCAUGAUCAAAUGCAAUCAGGAAACCAGAUCUUACAAACUUAUAUUAACAAUCUAAUGUCUUCUAAUGUGUUGACUUCUGGGAAUGGUGGAAAGAAAGAUGGUGUAAGUGUAGUAACAUCUGAAUCGAAUAGUCCAAAUGGUGCUAAAACGGGUUCAUCGUUAAAACAUUCAACGUCAAUAAAGUGGCCAACCACGACGAAUAAUGAAUCAACCUAUAUAAAUUUAAACCUUUCACCAGUUCAACCAGUUAGUUUAAAUUUUCCUAAUACAAGUCAAGAAAUUAUAAGUGAAGAAAGUACCGAUAGUAUAGUAAUAGAAUCUUCGGAAAUUAAAUGA